This is a messenger RNA of Coccomyxa subellipsoidea C-169, 345 nucleotides long. RefSeq lists its product as hypothetical. The record is from RefSeq and is a predicted model, not a curated record. The transcript has a single exon. Lineage: Eukaryota; Viridiplantae; Chlorophyta; Trebouxiophyceae; Coccomyxaceae. The annotation marks the transcript as partial.
CUGUUCUUAAACCCGAGUGAUGACUGGAAGAUUAUCACAGAGAGCAGUAAUCUUUCCUUUUGCCCCAGGGGUUAUGGCCCGACAUCAUUUCGUCUCUAUGAGACUCUUCAGCUAGGCACUAUCCCAAUAUAUGUCUGGGAAGACGAAAAAUGGCUAGCAUUUGAGGACAAGGUUGACUGGAACGAGUUUGCAAUUGUUGUGGAAUUCAAAGACAUACAACUGAUUCCUAAAAAGAUUGCUGAGGCCAAUAUCACGCGCAUGCAAGAGGCGUUGGCCAAGCACCGCCACAUGUUUACGUACGAAUAUACGGUGAAGUACAUAUUGGAAAGAAUCUCCCUUGAAGAG